GAGGAGUCUUCUCCCUAUACUGUUGGUUGCUCUAAGCGCAACCGAACCUUCCGGAUUGGUCGACGUACUCGCCCUUUCUGUUCAAGGCGCGCCUCCUACCUCCCUCGGCUUUGGUCCUCAGAUAGACCAUGGCCCUCAGAGCGAGUGGCUUGAUCAUUUUCCGAAGACGCCUCAUUCCCAAGGUGGACAACCCUGUGAUUGAGUUUCUACUGCUGCAGGCUUCAGAUGGCAUUCAUCACUGGACUCCUCCCAAAGGCCAUGUGGAAUCAGGAGAAAAUGACUUAGAAGCAGCCUUGCGGGAGACUCAAGAGGAAGCAGGCAUAGAAGCAGGCCAGCUGACCAUCAUUGAGGGGUUCAGAAGGGAGCUCAAUUAUGUGGCCAGGAAGAAGCCUAAAACAGUCAUCUACUGGCUGGCGGAGGUGAAGGACUGCGAUGUGGAGAUCCGCCUCUCCCAUGAGCACCAAGCCUACCGCUGGCUGGGGCUGGACGCGGCCUGCCAGUUGGCUCAGUUCAAGGAGAUGAAGGCAGCGCUCCAAGAAGGACACCAGUUUCUCUGCUCCACAGCCUCCUGAGCUGACCAGAGCACAGUCAUUUACCUCAGUAGGAUCCUUGAGGGCCUUCGGAGAUGAACCGUUGUCAACUCCGGGGAAGGUUGUGUUGGUCUUUGGCUCAUCAGAGCAAAGAGCAGAUAGGUUAGUAAAAUCAGCUGAGGACUCUCAGAGGAACGCAAACAAAAAUUUGAGCUGGGUGGAAAGGAAGGCGAACAAGGAAUUAAAAAGAAAAAAAUCUACGUGCAGUAAGUGCAUCCUUGUAAUUUACAAAUAAACUUCAGGGAGCUUAUCUGUCCAUCUAA
This is a messenger RNA of Hyaena hyaena (striped hyena), 853 nucleotides long. RefSeq names its product nudix hydrolase 2 (gene NUDT2). The record is from RefSeq and is a predicted model, not a curated record. The transcript is spliced from 3 exons. Lineage: Eukaryota; Metazoa; Chordata; Mammalia; Carnivora; Hyaenidae. Gene Ontology annotation, molecular function: bis(5'-nucleosyl)-tetraphosphatase (asymmetrical) activity. Gene Ontology annotation, biological process: ATP biosynthetic process; AMP biosynthetic process. Bases 129 to 572 code for a protein of 147 amino acids.